Molecule: messenger RNA, 1236 nt
Organism: Solanum dulcamara
Lineage: Eukaryota; Viridiplantae; Streptophyta; Magnoliopsida; Solanales; Solanaceae
Product: aquaporin NIP2-1-like
Exons: 5
Coding region: 163-1050 (295 amino acids)
Biological process (GO): transmembrane transport
Cellular component (GO): membrane
Molecular function (GO): channel activity
Source: RefSeq, a predicted model, not a curated record
ACAAAUUAAUUGCCGUAAAACCUCUUUUUUAAUUCACAUAUUCAGUCUCCUUUCCAACUAAAAGCAUUUUAUAAAGAGGAGUAAGAAACUAAUUGGUCUGUUAUCUCCCUCUAAUAAAGCACCAUUUAUUAACCAUACUUUAUUUUUUUCUCAAGUUCAUCAAUGGAGAGUGAACGAGGGAACUCAAGCAAACGCAUAGAACAAAAUGAAGUGUUGUUCGAUGAAGAUCCGAAAUCCGACUUGUCCUUCCACUACCUAUUGAUAUUUUUCCAAAAGUAUUACCCUUCCGGUUUUCUGAAAAAGGUGAUAGCAGAGAUAAUUGCGAGGUACCUAUUAGUGUUUGUGACAUGUGGUGCAGCAGCUCUUAGUGUGAGCGAUGAACACAAAGUGUCGAGGCUUGGAGCGUCCGUAGCUGGUGGACUCAUUGUCACUGUCAUGAUAUAUGCUGUUGGACAUAUAUCUGGUGCCCAUAUGAACCCUGCUGUUACCUUUGCUUUUGCCGCCAUUAGACAUUUCCCCUGGAGACAGGUACCAGUGUAUGCAGCAGCACAACUUACAGGAGCAAUAUCUGCUGCAUUUACGCUGCGUGUAUUACUUCAUCCAAUAAUUAAACAUGUGGGAACUACAACUCCCUCAGGCUCAGAUGUUCAAGCUUUAAUCAUGGAAAUUGUGGUCACCUUCUCUAUGAUGUUCAUCACCUCUGCAGUUGCCACAGAUACUAAAGCUAUCGGUGAGCUGGAAGGCAUAGCAGUUGGUUCGGCCGUAUGCAUUACUUCUAUCUUGGCGGGGCCAGUAUCAGGAGAAUCAAUGAACCCUGCUAGAACCAUUGGACCAGCAAUGGCUAGCAAUGAUUACAAAGCAAUAUGGGUGUAUAUCAUUGGACCAGUUUGUGGAACAUUACUUGGGGCAUGGUCCUAUAAUUUCAUCAAGGACACUGAUAAACCAGUACAAGCAAUAGCACCAGGACAGUCCUUCUCGUUUAAACUUACAAGAAUGAAGAGUAACCACGAUGAAGAACAAUGUGUAAACAAAGAACCUCUAAAAGAUUGAAGUUCUUGUAAUCCAAUUUCACCUUCUUCUUUUAUCCUCCUUUUUUAUGUUGUAAUUUCUAUUCUAGUACAUGUAUCAUAAUUUAUUUCUAAUUUUUCCUGCUCCCUAGUUCAUGAAUGAAACAAUGCAUGUAUCUAAGACAAUACAUUAACCUUCCUAAUUCGUGAACUAAGAUAGUCCAUGUUU